CAUUCUUGAUGCUGCCGUUAUAGGUGACGAUGUGAGAGAGAUGCUAAAUUGCGAAGGUUUCGGUGAUGCAUUCCUUGCAGUGAAAGAUGAUGUUGUUGUUGUGAUCUGCUGGGAAUGAUUUUUGGCAACUGGUGUAUUGGAGAUGAAUUAUUGGUAUCACUUUCAGACGUUGGAAUGCGUGAGGAUCUCUCUUUGUUUCUGUUUUUGAUUACACAACAGGUGCGUCCGCAUCUUGAAUGUUGCGCGACGAUGAAUACUUCGUAUUGAUUCUGAAGAGCGAAACAAUUUGAUCAUAAAACAGUACGAGCUUUGUUGGAAGAGUUAUUGUUGAAUUAUAGUUUCAGUUCAAUUUGGUUUUCCCAGAUAUUUAGCAGAAUGGUUUAGAUAAAGUGAGCUUCGUGGCCUGUGCGAUCAUCAAAGAUGAGUUUUAAAUAAGCCUGAUACGUCUCGACAGGAAAAAAAUAUCAUGAUUAUCGGAUAUCAAAGCGAAAGCGGAACACAUACAUUUCAGACUGUAGAUGGCCGAAUAAUUUGGAUCAUUUCAAUUGAAUGCUUUGAAUGAUUAUGUAUAAUGUUUGCUCUCGUGCCGAGGUAAUAUGGUGAAUGACAACUGAAACCACAGAUCUGCCAUUCGAUCCUUCGAUCUCAAUUGAAAAUAAAAUUCAUUUACUCAACAUUAUAAUCACCAAACCACAUGAGGGGAAACCCGUUUGUAGUAACUGGGAUAUUCCAUCCAACCCGCACGAAUCAGGAAGAACGAGGAGCGUCAAAUAAAUUUGAAGUUUACAGUCUUUCUCAAUUCAGCCACUGGCUGCGAUGAAAUGAUAAUAAAACCUUCAAUUCAAUUAAUUGGUCAUGCGUCAAUUAGGAGAAACAAAUUUGACUUGCUACUGGUAGAAGAGCGUUAAUUAUCAGACGAUAAAGGCCCGCCCAUUCGAUGCGUUCAGACUUUUCGGUGAAUUAUAAUACGUGAUUCAUUCUUCGAUUGCACGCGCUUUGGAAUAUUGUGUACUCAGCGAUGAAAAUCAAUCGGCGUUAUGAAAGCAAACAUGAAACACUAAUGGAGCCGAAAGCAUACAGACUUUCUUUAUGAGACCAUGCUCCCAGCAGAGAGAUGGGGGAAAUAUGAGUCAGCCGAGUUCUUCUGUGGCCAUUAUACAGAUUGCCUUGGAUCAGAAUAAUUACCCCAUCAGCGUCAUGGAUAUAGAUAAUUGUCGUCAUGAUGAUCAUAACAAUACUGGAAACAUUUUGUAGAAUAUGUAUGUCUUCUUUUCUUACUGACAUGACUGAGAAAUCAAGGACGAUAUUUCAAUCUAGGAAGAAAUUAUCGAAAUUGUGCCAAGCUGAUGAUUAGACGGUGAAAGUGGCAUUCUUCUUUGGAAUCAUUGUUCUUCAUCGAUGGUGAAAUUUCUUUUGUCAACGCGUGGACCUAUUGUCAAAACUGUUUCCAUGGUAUUCAACAGUUAUUAGUUCGUAGACGUCAGUGGCGUUUUUACAUCUUCCAUACGUACCUACCAUAACUACAUUCUUAUGCCACGCCGGUCAACAUUAACAUCGUCGGCUCCAGAUGAACUCAUCUACUAUUAUUACAAUUGUGAACUAUUGCAUAUUUUGGGAUUAAAGUAAUAUUAGCAUCUCGGUGUGUUUUCACACGAAAUGGAACCACUGCUUAUAUAGAUGUUACACUGGGUUUAAUUACCUGCAACGAUUUUGGACAAGACUGAUACUAUGGAAAAUUACCAAACGUGGUAAUGAAUAGAUGAUUAUUUUUUUAAUAAAAAGUGGCCAAGACUCUGCAUGAUAUUAAGAUGAUUGGUGAAAAUAUGCAUACUUAGCUUUGCUAAGAGUACGAUGGUGUCUUAUAGCUUUGCUACGAGUACGAUGGUGUCUUAUUACUGCAGAAUUUAUUUCUUUUGCCCAAGAGUGGUCGAAUUAGUUUCGGAUUAAUGAUACUUUGUUUGGGCUGAGGUGAUCGCAUGAACGAAAAGCAACACCGAUUAUGGUUACAACCGUGAAAUAGAAAUCUGGAUGUACGAGAUUCAGUUUCAACUUUGAACACCUCGACCACCUUGUUUGUGAAAACAAAGUGGAAAGACACAUCGGAAACUAGUUUCCAAAAGACACUAGUGAAACGAUCAGGCUGCGAGGAGAUGUGGAAAUACUGUAUAGUUUUUUAGUUACGAAUCGAACGAUCUUGAUCACUGUUGACGAAAGGAGGGUUAGUUUCUAUCGUCUCAGCUCUGGAAGAUCAAACGAAUGCACAUUUGGACAAUGCAGCAGAACUGUGACUGUGCUUCUUUUUAUGUUAGUAAAAUGCAGAUGAAACACAAUAUCUUUAGGUCAUAAUCUUGGAUAUCUCGAGAUAAAACUAUUUUGGAAUAUAGCUCUUGGAGAAUCAAGCUGUACUUUUCUUACCAUAGAGAUCAAGCCUUCGUGUGAGAUAAACAUCGACCCGAUGUAAAACUAUCCCCUUUGUAACAUUACAAUAAAAUCAUUGUUUUUGUGCAAUGUUUAGCAUUUACGACUAAUAUUGAUCUUCGAGUGCUCUGACCUGCAUGAGGUUAACAUAAUCGUCAGGAUGGUGCAGACUUCCUGUUCAUGCUGGAUGACCAUUGAUAGCCAUACGUCAUCUUGAAUCAAUGGGCGCCUGAAGUGUACCCUAUUGUGAAUCCACACCCCACGGAUCGAUUGAUGAGUAGUCCAUCUAUCUAGCCGCGGGCUAUUAUUACCAUCACCAUCAGCGAGUGAAGUAAGAACUCAAUAAUAACCAAUGACUCAACGGUCGUUGUCUCAAACGCAAACCAAAACAAGCAUUCCACUUAAACUUGAGGAGGGAGGGAAGCGCUUUAGCGAGAAUCUUUUUGUAUUCGCAGAGGGUAACCUUAGCUGAUGAGAUGCGAGAAAGGCCAUUCAGGACGUGUCGCCGUCUUGCAAGGCGUUGUUCUCUAUUAUAGUUUGUAGAACUGUUGGGUGAAAGAGUACUUUCAAAUCGGUCAACCAUCUAAUAGGAUAACGUCUUUGAGUAUUGAUUAAGAAGCCGCCGCAUAACAUUCACUUGUUUUCUCUACAUAGUUUUGAAUAAAGCAAUUGAAGCGUUGCAAGAACAGUGCCGGCUACAUGUGCUUUCGCCUGACGUUAUGUUUCUCCUGGGAGCAAUCUAGACAUGAACUCUUUGGACAUACUAGGAUACCAAUAUUUUGCGCACCUGUGUCAGGAGUAUCAGCAGACAUUCAUCAGGAUAUAUACUUGGAGAUUCAUUAUAGGACCUUCAAUACCAAAAAACCCAAUAGUUUGCACGGCAUCUAGACUAAUAUAAUUCGUUUCGGAUCAAUGUCUGUGGUGCAUAUGGCUUCUACAUGAGUAACAUGAACAUUGUGAAGGAGUAACACAUUCUUUAAACAAAAGGUUCAAGAAUCAUGAAGGAAUUGCCAAAGAUUGCAAAGUGCACUCAAGACUACAUACCCACAUGGUGUGGAGUUUGACAUUUUAGAGUAAAGAUCACAGGACAGCAGUAACUUACUAAGUGCAUUGAUUCUUUUCCAUUUGGAUCUGAGGACAUAUUUAAUCAGCACCAGGACUUCGGAAUAUUCCACCAAAGACCAAGACUAUCUUGGUUCCUUUGAACAUUCGUUUUCCAAGAUGCCAUCGAGGUCAAGACGACUCGAAGAGGAAAAGAGAAGACAGCUUCUCUAUGAUUACCUUUCAUGCUGUAGGAGUGGUUUCUACUCCGUACAACAUGCUCAAGAUCAUCAGAUGCCGAUAGAUCCGGCUUCACCCCAGUUCGGCAUGUCAUCCCCAUCGGGGUCCAGUGUAUCUAGUGAUGAAUCCAAUGAUGGAGACUUGACGAAGGAUCCUUACGGAAUCACACUCCACUUCGUCACCGAUCCGGGAGAGAGCAUCAAGUUACGGAAACUCAUCCACCCUCUCGUGAAACACUUCGACCAUUCCUUCAAGAUGUUCAACAUCGCGGAACGCAGCAGACCCAACGGGCAGUUCAACAAGGCCAAUGGCGGCGCCAGAGACAUUUUCCCGGCACUGUCCGUCAUGUUGUUCCUGCACAUCGACGAGGACGUUGACGAUAGGAGGAUAUCCUCAGCGCAGGAAUACCUUGCAAGGAAACCUUGGAAGUACCAUCACAACUCACGGGUUCCGGGGAAGUUGUACCUCUGUGAACCCAACUUUCAGAACUUCUACACCACCGAACAGGACAUGCCACUGUGGGCGGUGCGGCAAGUCCACUACGGCAAAGAACAUCUCAGGUUUAUGCUCUACGCGAGUCGGGAGAACUGGGAGGACAUGAUCCGGUUCUACACCUUAGUGCUAAAUCGAAAAGUAGAAUACCAAAAAGAGGACUUCUGUUACUUUGUAACGCACACAAGAGAUUCUUCGGACAUCCAGUUCGCGCUCAAGCGGAUCCCUGAGGACUAUUCGGUCAGACCGCUUUAUACGUCGUUCCUGCAGUUCAAAGUGCGCGAGAUUGGUGAGCUGGUGCCAUUGCUUCCGAACUCGUGCUCGCCGAUCAGUCCCCAGAGGUGGCAGACCACAGACCCCGACGGCAAUGUGACCUUGAUCCUGGUGACCAAGAAGGUUGGGACAAAUAACAAUAGCGCCCUCACCCCCAGAAGACAGUCUGUGGACGUCCUGCAGCAAUUGAUUGCCCCAAAGCCAUUGAAACCUAAGGCCAAACAAGCCUUGCAGACUGUCCUAGACGAAGAAGAGGAAGACUCACAGUAGCCUAAAACAUCCGCCAAACAUCAAAGCCUAUAUAAUAAAGUAUGAAUGGAAUGUUAUAUGAUUCAAUAAAAUGGAAAUGUUUAAGUGCUAAAGACAUCCUCUCAUAGAGUUUGGUGCUUACUUGAUGAAACGCUGAUUUGCAAAUAGGACUGUCAUAAAAUCUUCAGGAACAUUACUUGGGUCCGAUAAGUGCAUGUGGCAUGGAAAUUAUCCAAGCAAAUGUCUUGAUAUAAGUAAUCUUUUUUUUCUUAUCCAAAUUAAAUAUCCACUUGAAUGUACUCACAAAACGUGGUUCAUUGUAUAAUUUACGAGCAAUAAUGACUUUAAAAAACCAUUUCCAGUAACAUUUUAAUUAUGUAUUUAAAGUAACAUGAUUUAUUUUCAUGUGAAAUAUACAUGUAAUCUGCAUGCAUGGGUGUCUAUACUGCAUGAUAACUUACACUUUCUUUUAUCUCGUGUUUGUCUAAUGGGGGCAUUUGAUGUUUUGUGAAUAAUUUCGCAUGCUUGUAUUGAUUCUGGUUGAAUAGUAUACAUGUCGUUUCUGCUCUAAUGCAUGCCACUUGCCACUUUCUUGUUGUAAAUCAUCGAUCCGGUUUGAACAAAGGGGAGAGCAGAAAAGUGCAGUACACCCUUAAUGGAUUAUUCAAAUUGGAUUAUGUCCGACCCAAAAAUAUGGGGGGGGGGAAACAAGAUUGACAAUUUGUUGUUUUAAAAGUACCAGCAUUUAGAUGAAUGUCCUACUUGCUUUAUACAUCAUCAUUUCGUCACAAAACCAAAUCAUUAAAGAAAUUUGGAGUCAAGCAAAAGGAUAUUUGACGAAACAUAACUGGAGAUACCAAAUGAAGGCAUAUACAUGAACAGCAACAACAAUAGGCCUGUUCACCAUACAAUGGGAAAUGAUCGGGGAAUGACAAAUUGAAAGUUGUAUUUUCCAGUUUUUUAAAUGUUAUUUUCGAGUAGUAAAUCGAUCGAUGAUGCCCGAUAAGUUUAGUUUACUUCAAAAUGGUUCGCAUAUAAAAUAAGAAAAUGACGAAAUCAGGAAAACUGAUGAAGUGAAAACCUUUGAAUGAUCAAGAACCUCACAAUAUUUCAAGUCACCAUUUGCCUUGUAGAGUAUUGCAAAUGUUGCAAGAGUGAUAGUUGUAAAACCAAGGUAGACCGAAAACAUGGUUAAGAAGAACAAAAUGAGCAUGUCCUGUUUAUUAUAUCUUUACAAUGCUGGUCAGUUUAUGUUGUGUGUGAAAACAAUCUUACAUUUUCCUGAGUUAGUCAUGCAUGUUUUCAUAUUCAUAGAGGUAUGUUUUAAUAUCUGAUUAACGUGAUGAUGAACCAGGGGAGCAUUUCAAGUCCCAUUUUAUCCGACAGUUACCAUAGUAACAGUGGCUCUCAGCCAAUCAGAAUCAAGGAAAGAUGUCAGAUCUGACAACUUGUGGAACAAAAUUGUUGAUGAAACGCUCCCCAGGGCUCUGUUACACACAACUGCAAAUUUUCAAACAACGAUUAUGAUUGGUCGAUAGUGGAUGGUAUGAACAGCAUGCUAAUGCAACAAUGAUCUUGAUUGGCCAAUGUCAUUUUAGGAUUGAUCACAGACAUUGGUGUAACAUGGCCCAGAUCUCGUUCAGAGAAGCCAAAAAGUAAAGUCAUAUGCUUUGAAUUUACAAACGGAGAUGUUUUUGUACGUAUUUGAUAAUAAACGUAUUAUAACGAAUAUACUUGCAAA
Messenger RNA from Lytechinus pictus (painted urchin), 6454 nucleotides. RefSeq names its product protein FAM124A-like. The record is from RefSeq and is a predicted model, not a curated record. The transcript has 3 exons. The coding region runs from base 3640 to 4734 and encodes 364 amino acids. NCBI's taxonomy places the organism in Eukaryota, Metazoa, Echinodermata, Echinoidea, Temnopleuroida, Toxopneustidae.